Messenger RNA from Salvelinus namaycush (lake trout), 2620 nucleotides. Its product is annotated as THUMP domain-containing protein 1-like. Bases 191 to 1333 code for a protein of 380 amino acids. The transcript is spliced from 6 exons. The record is from RefSeq and is a predicted model, not a curated record. Lineage: Eukaryota; Metazoa; Chordata; Actinopteri; Salmoniformes; Salmonidae. Gene Ontology annotation, molecular function: RNA binding. Gene Ontology annotation, biological process: tRNA modification.
UCGCGUGUUUGAAUGAACGAAGGAGCCCACGAGUACCUUCAGACUCAACUUGAGAAGAGUACGAUAAACGUCGACUAGUAUUUCUAUAACUUAGCAAAUUAAUCGAUACAUUGUUAUUAUUUAAUCCAACGUGUACGGUUACUGAUUGAGUUUUAGCACAGUAGCGAAAGAGUCCUGUAUAUGAUCAAAUAUGUCCGAAGCACAAGACUUGAGAAAGCGCAGUAAGAAACGCUAUGGCGGCGGACACCGGAGUAAGAAGUACAAGGGUUCCCGGGAACUCGAGGUGGGCAUGCAAGGUAUUCUCAUCACCUGUAAUAUGAACGAGAGGAAAUGCACCGCGGAAGCCUUCAACCUUCUCAACGAAUACGCCGACCAACUCUACGGACCUGAGAAUUUUAAGGAACCCGAGGAGAGCAGUAGUGAGGAAGAGGAUGAUGAAGACGUGGAGGCAGCUCUGAAGAAGGAGGUGAAGCAGCUCAAAGCGUCGUCAGGGAAACGAGAGCGGCGCUUCCAGGCCAUGGACAGCGGGGCCAACAACGUCAUCUUCAUCAAGACCAAGAACCUCGACCCUGAUAAGCUGGUGCAUCACAUCCUGUCAGACCUCCACAUCACCAAGAAGAACAAGUCACGAGUCAUCCUCAGAAUGCUGCCGGUGAGUGGGACGUGCAAGGCGUUCCAGGAGGACAUGGAUAAGUACCUGAGUGAAUUCUUAGAGCCGUGGUUUAAAGCCCCCAACCAGGGCAGCUACCAGAUCGCCUUCAAGUCCCGGAACAGCUCCCACAACAAGAGGGACGACAUCAUCAAGGCCCUGGCAGGCCUGGUGGGGAAGAUGAACCCUAAAAACAAGGUUGACCUGACCACCCCUGAGCUCACCAUCAUCGUCGAGGUCAUUAAGAGUGUGUGCUGCGUCAGCGUCGUCAGGGACUACACUCUAUACAGGAAGUACAACCUGCAGGAGGUCGCAAAGGAGGAGGGGCCUAAAGACGGGAAACAGGAAGAGGUCACCACAAACCAGGAAGAGAUCAAGUCGAACCAGGAAGAGAAGGGUGGGAAACAGGAAGAGAUCAAGUCGAACCAGGAAGGGAAGGAUGGGAAACAGGAAGAGAUCAAGUCAAACCAGGAAGGGAAGGAUGGGAAACAGGAAGAGAUCAAGUCGAACCAGGAAGGGAAGGGUGGGAAACAGGAAGAGAUCAAGUCGAACCAGGAAGAGAUCAAGUCGAACCAGGAAGAGAUCAAGUCGAACCAGGAAGAGAAGGAUGGGAAACAGGAAGAGGGAAAGGAUGCCCCAAAAACAGACAAGGAAGUGAAGGGGGAUGAAGAGGAGGAGAAGUAGAUCCCUGUACCAGGAGGGAGAGAAGAAGAGGGAGGGGAAUGAGGGAGGAAGUGAAAUGGGACUGAUAAACAACUCAAAGGCAUCUCACAGUGCAGGUGAUGCAGUCAAUGUGUUAGGUAGCUUUACUGUAGAACAGGUCCUAUUCCUAUUGUCCAUUCCAAAUGGAACCCUAAUUCCUACAUAGGCCUCUCAUCAAAAGUAGUGCACUAUGUGCCCUGGUCAAAAUGAGUGCACUAUGUAGGGAAUAGGGUACCAUUGGACCUGGUCAAAAGUAGUGCACUAUAAAGGGAAUAGGGUUCCAUUUGGGACGUAGCCAGUAUGUUAUUUCGUCCUUGUCCCUCCAGCUGUAUGGUGCGUAGUUAACUAGUGCCAGGGUUGGGGUCAUUUCCCUUUUCAAUUCCAGUCAAUUCAGAAAAUACACUGAAAUUACAUUUCAUUUCGAUGUGUUUCAAUUAGGAACCUUUUGGAAUUUGGGUUACUUUCUGAAUUGAAAGGGAAUUGACCCCAACCCUGACUAUGACAAAAUCCUUUGGUCCUCCAUUUUGUAUUGUCUCCAACAUGUCCUCCUCAUCGCUGACAGUCCCUUGGUCUCCUCUCCUUACCGUCACCGAGCACUCACUGAAAGCUGAUGGGUAAUUUUUUUUAAUUUCAUUAGAUUUUUAAAAAGAUACAUUUUUAUUUUUUAACAUAAGGUGUCAUACAUUUUUUUCAAAAUAUAAAUUCCCUCUUUAUUCAGGAAAUCCUGGUUGUAGGGUUCCGAGUUCCCUACUUAUUCCCUCUUUAUUCAGGAAAUCAUACAUCUGGGAUUUCUGUAAAGCCAGUCCCCUGAAUUUUUCAACCCUAGUCAGCCGACAGUCUUUCCUCUGUAAAUGAAUGUUAGAUAAGUUGACACAGUUCUUACAGGACUGGUUUCCCGGACCCAGAUGAAGCAUACUCAAGAACUCUAAAACACUCUUUUUCAUUGAGAAUCUCCUUUGAAAGUGCUUCUUAGUCCAGGGGCCGUUAUGUAUCAUGUGUCCCAGACUCGGAGUGCUGAUCUAGGAUCAGGUUCCCCCUGUCCAUAUAAUUGUAUUUGUUAUAAUCUUAAAAGACAAAACUGAUCCUAGAUCACCUCUGAGACCAUUGAUACGGCCCCAGGAAUGUAGCCCUGAUCUGAGUGCAGGACUCUCAUAUAUUGUCCGAUAAUGGAGGUAAACUGUAAUAUACCUUUUGUUUUGUAGAACAGAGUAAAACUUCCCAAAAAAAACAGCUCCUUGAAAUAAAGUGUGAUUUUUGUGUGUUUUUGUA